Messenger RNA from Passer domesticus (house sparrow), 15060 nucleotides. RefSeq names its product patched domain containing 4 (gene PTCHD4). NCBI's taxonomy places the organism in Eukaryota, Metazoa, Chordata, Aves, Passeriformes, Passeridae. The coding region runs from base 814 to 3024 and encodes 736 amino acids. Gene Ontology annotation, cellular component: membrane. The transcript has 3 exons. The record is from RefSeq and is a predicted model, not a curated record.
CUGCAUCGACACAGGUGGCAAAGUCCAUCAUGCUGGGGGGAAAGGAAGGUGAAGCUGUUCAUGCCUGUCGUCUUAGUUCUCAUUCUCCUCCCUUUCAGACCCUAAAUAUAUCAAAUGGCUUUGAGGCAACUAGAAAAAGAGAAGGGAGAACACAAAAAACAAUUUAAUAAUGUCCAUUGAAGCAAAGAAUUUUGCUUGCCCCCUGUUUUAGAUGAAAUAUCACAUGCCCCAGCAGGUGAUCUAUAUUUCAUUGCAUCUUUAAAGAUGCUCAGGUCUGGAGAGAAUUACCUGCCAUCAGAAUCUGGAAGAAUAGACACUGCUAAGAACUUCAUCAGAUAUUUUUUUUAAAAGUUAAAAAAGAAAAGAAAAGAGAAAGACACAUAGACACAGCCUGAGAAUUUGAAACAAGAUUGCAACCAUGCAAAUGACCUUGCUAAAGCCAAUUAACAUCUUCUGUUGUAGAUCCUCUGGAGAUACAUGGGUAUAAAAUAAUGUACAACCAAUAACUAUUAUUAUUACCCAUUUUGGGGGGUUUCUUUUUCUGUAGAUAGUAUCAAAGAGUAGCAGCAGAUGUAGGUAAAAAGUGUAAGGGGUCGGUGUGUAGUCUGAAACAUCAAAACAUGUUAUGAAAAAAACAGCAGCAUAUACCAGAAAGGAUGCACUAAUUAUCAGCAGAAAACACUUUUUUUUCCAUUAAGAACUGUGUGGAAUCUUAUUCAAAACCUGUCUGGCUCUUCAGGCAUCACUUACAUAAGUCAUUGUGGCACAUUUUGUUUACCAGACCUUAGGCUUAGUUCAGGAGUUUAGCCCUUCAUGCCUUGUUCUUUCACUCAGUUGGUCCUGGAGGACAACAGAGAACUUGGGGCAGUGAAUAACUCCUCUGAAGCUCCCAUGAGACUCCAAGAACAGGAUGGAAGGAGCAGUUUCAUUGGCCACCAGCUUGGAGGGGUAAUGGAAGUGCCAAACAGCAAGGACCAGAGAGUCAAAUCAGCCAGAGCCAUCCAAAUCACUUACUACCUCCAAACGUAUGGCUCUGUCACCCAGGACCUCAUUGGGGAGAAGUGGGAGAGCGAAUUCUGUAAACUGAUGCACAAGAUGCAGCUGGAUCACCAGGAUCUGCAGCUCUACUCAUUAGCAUCCUUUAGCCUCUGGAAGGACUUCCACCAGACCAGUCUCUUGGCCAGGGGCAAGAUUUUGGUGAGCCUGAUGCUGAUUCUCCUGACUGCUACCCUCUCAAGCUCCAUGAAGGACUGCCUGCGUAGCAAACCUUUCCUGGGACUCCUGGGAGUGCUCACUAUCUGUAUUUCCAGUGUCACUGCGGCAGGGAUAUUUUUCAUUACUGAUGGAAAAUAUAAUUCUACUCUGUUGGGAAUCCCUUUCUUCGCUAUGGGUCACGGAACCAAAGGCGUGUUUGAACUUCUUUCAGGAUGGCGUCGCACCAGGGAGAAUCUGCCAUUCAAGGACCGAGUAGCCGAUGCCUACUCGGAUGUCAUGGUCUCCUACACAAUGACAAGCUCCUUGUAUUUCAUAGCCUUCGGCAUGGGGGCAAGCCCCUUCACCAACAUCGAAGCUGUAAAAGUCUUCUGCCAGAACAUGUGUGUCUCCAUCCUGUUGAACUACUUCUACAUCUUCUCUUUCUUUGGCUCCUGCCUGGUCUUUGCUGGCCAGCUGGAGCAGAACCGGUACCACAGCAUCUUCUGCUGUAAAAUCCCCUCGGCAGAGUACCUGGACCGGAAGCCUGUGUGGUUCCAGACCAUGAUGAACGACGGCCAUCAGCACACUUCCCACCACGAGACCAACCCGUACCAGCACCACUUUAUCCAGCAUUUCCUCCGAGAGCACUACAAUGAGUGGAUUACCAAUAUCUACGUCAAGCCAUUUGUGGUGAUACUGUAUCUCAUCUAUGCCUCUUUCUCCUUUAUGGGGUGCUUACAGAUUAAUGAUGGAGCAAACAUCAUCAACCUUCUUGCCAGUGAGUCCCCAAGCGUCUCCUAUGCCCUCAUACAGCAAAAGUAUUUCAGCAACUACAGCCCUGUGAUAGGCUUCUACAUCUAUGAACCUCUGGAGUACUGGAAUGGUACUGUGCAAGAAGACCUAAAAACACUCAGCCAGGGGUUCAACACCGUGUCCUGGAUUGAACAGUAUUACCAAUACCUUCGAGUGGGUAACAUCAGUGCAACCAACAAAAGUGACUUUAUCAGCAUCCUCCAGAGCUCCUUUUUAAAAAAGCCAGAAUUCCAGCACUUCAAAAAUGACAUCAUUUUCUCCAAAGCUGGAGAUGAGAACAACAUAAUUGCUUCUCGUCUGUACCUUGUGGCCAGGACUAGUGAAAACACGCAGAGGGAAGCAGUGGAAUUGCUGGAGAAGCUGAGGCCACUUUCUCUUAUACAGAGCAUCAAGUUCAUUGUGUUCAACCCUACUUUUGUUUUCAUGGACCACUAUGGUUUAUCAGUAACUAUGCCUGUCCUGAUUUCUGGUUUUGGCAUCCUGCUGGUGUUAAUACUGACCUUUUUCCUGGUUAUCCACCCUCUGGGAAAUUUCUGGUUAAUCCUAAGUGUCACCUCAAUAGAGCUGGGUGUCCUUGGCUUGAUGACCUUAUGGAAUGUAGACAUGGAUUGCAUUUCUAUACUGUGCCUUAUCUACACUUUGAAUUUUGCCAUAGAUCACUGUGCACCCCUGCUUUAUACAUUUGUAUUAGCUACUGAGCACACCCGAACUCAGUGUAUAAAGAACUCCCUCCAAGAGCAUGGGACAGCCAUUUUGCAGAACGUUUCUUCCUUUCUUAUCGGGUUGGUCCCCCUUCUCUUCGUGCCUUCAAACUUGACCUUCACACUGUUCAAAUGCUUGCUGCUUGCCGGCAGUUGCACACUUCUGCACUGUUUUGUUAUUUUGCCCGUCUUUCUAACCUUUUUCCCACCUUCCAAAAAGCACCACAAGAAAAAGAAACGGGCCAAAAGGAAGGAACGAGAAGAGAUCGAAUGCAUAGAGAUUCAGGAGAAUCCUGAUCAUGUUACAGCAGUCUGAAAGGCUUAGAAAAAUAUAAUAGUAUAUUCUCUUUUUAAAAAAGCGUUGCACAGAGAUGCAGGGAAAAUAGAGCAAAGAUCUCAGCUGCUUGUGCUGGCCAGGUCUGACAAGGCAAAGGAAGAUCAAGAAGGGGUAUUCAUGACACCUCAAGGUGCAAACUUUUUUAACAAAAAUAAUGAAAGUGAAAUAAUCUCAAAUGUUUCCUUUGAAUCCUCAUUCUCCACCAGGGAAGAGUCUGUUGGCCAUUAAGUGUUCCUGAGUCUCAAACUGUAACUCUAAUGGGAGUUGCUUAAUAUGUCAUAUGUAGGACAAAAGCUAAGGUGAAAAAAAGAGUUACCAUUAAGUAAACACUAGGGAAAAAGGCAGAUUUGUUUGAAAAAAUUGUCCAUGGAAAAGAAUUAAACAAUAUUUCAAAUGAGAAAAGGUUACAAGACCAAGAGAGAUUGAAAAUGCCAUGGUAAUUUUUUAUUUUCUUGAGCAAGUAAGAUGCAACCUAUGCACUUGGGAAGUAAAUGUUUUAAACUAUCUAAGCCAAAGUACUUCCCAAACCCAGUAUACCUUGUAUAUCUGUAACACCACAAUUAGAGCAUUAUUGCAAAUAUGGAUGGCAAAGGGGUAGGAUAAAAAAUAAUCAUAGCCAUUUGGAAAUCUAACUCGUAGUUCCUUUAAAUGUGACAUAUCACUGUUAUCCCAAGAGGCCACAGCUGGUAGUAAAUACCAUACACCUAUUUUGGUAAUUAUGAAUUUCCCCUUGAAUUAACAGAUCUCACAAAACUAACCCAGGCCAUUGUCUCUGCAGCACUGUUUGCAGUUCCUGCAGUGUAACACUUCUGAAUCCUAAUUUAUCAGUGUUGACAUUAAAUACUGAAUAUUAAUCAAGCGGGUGCUACAAACGCAAUGAUGGAUUGCAUUUCACAGGCACAAUGUGACCGUGUAGCAGCUGAGUCAGCUCUGGAGCACCUGCACAGUCUAGCAUCAUAUAUUUGGUCCAAGGCAUGAAGGGGUAUGUUUGCUGGUCUCUGCAAUAUGCUGCAGGAAGUGGGAUUUUCCCCUUCUUCAAGCAAAACAUGAUACAAAAAUCUUGCCACACUAAAAAAAAAAAAACCACCUUGUAAAUGUUGCAUGGGGCCAGAUCAACCCCUCAUUGCAAGAAGACAGAUUGGUCCCCUGUGGGAAGGGGAGGGGAGGGUGAAAUGUCUUUUUUACUGUUAUUAUUAUUCCUAAAUAUUUGAGUGUUGAUCAUCUGCAACAUAAAGCUUUGUUAUGGCAGUUGAAAUUUCACAGGAGAGUGCAGUAAAUCCUCAGUUACUAUGUGGCACUAGAAAUCGUACUGUAAAGGACUGUGAAUGACUUUCUCUGCUUUGUAAACUAUUCAGCUUAGUAGCCCAAGGGAAGGGAUGAAAACAGAUCUAGCCAUUUCAGUUUGCUCUCGGCCCAGUUCUGCACUGGAGCUUGCCAUGCUGAUCUCUCCUUUCAGUAUUUUAAAAGGGCUUGCUUUCUACUUUCUGGAAUACGGUACAGCAUCACCUCCAUGAGCAAUGUCUUCCUGAACCUAUAGUAUCCAUGAGGACACUAUGUAAAGAUAUCACUAUAUGAAGUGUCUAUGUCUACUUUGUAUUAUUUGUGGGUACCUUUAAAAGAUAAUCUGGAAGCUGUUUGCCUUCCAGAAUGUGUAUACAUGUCUAUUUGUGGCUGAUAACUCAGUCUCAAAACUGCAGUUUGCUGACGAGGAAGUGUACAUAUGUCUUACUAAAAAGCUCUCUGCAAGAUGUUAAUUCUUCGCUAUGUGACAUGUCUCACCUCUUCCUACUGUUUUAUGGUUAGGGAGAGCUGGAAAAAAAUCACCUGCAGUACAAAAAAAAGCCAUUUGAAUGCCAGUUCUAAUGUUCAUGAGCUGCUUCUGCUUCCAAGGAAUGCAAUUUCACCUCUUCUCUAUAUUUUCUGUACUUUGCCAUUAUCAUUUGCCAAAAAUGACCUCUGUGUUUUAGGAGUGGUCAAAGCUCUUGAUUGUUUGAGGAAACUUUUGAGUGCAACCUGUCUUAGAGAGGGAGAAACUUUCUAGACUUCCAAAGUUUGAAUCUAGAUCAGAACUUCAGGGGUAGCUAGAUCAAGGUUACUGGUUUGAGCCAAAAUAUUCAAGGGCCAGAUACAGAACUAAGAUCGAAAUAGUUCAAUAAGGUUUAGAAGCAGGGGAUGUUUUAGUGCUGAGUUAUGGGUCAGAUGUGUCUCUAGUUGGGAAGUUUUUACUGACCUUGUUUUGCAUCUUGAUGACACUGUGCAACAUCCAUCCUGUUUUGAUCAGUCCAUUGUGAAUGUCAAGCUUCCUAAUCUUUUUUGAUUUCUUCCACUGCCCACAUGAAACCUGGAUUGUUGCAGCACUGUGACCCUUGGUCAUCACUUCUGGAGGUGUCACCUGGGAAAUUCCUGGUCUUCCCUUGUACUGCCCAAAUGUAUCCCAGGGAUCUCUGUCAUGAAUUGAGUUGAGGGAAAUAGCACUUUCCAAAGCUAUCAAAGCCAGGAUUCAUCUCAUUUAACUUCCGAUAUUACCAAUGUAAAUAUUUAUGUCUGAACUUCCUUUAUGGCCAUAAGAGAGUAACAGACACUUCUGAUCCAUUUUACAGUUGUAUAUUACAAAUAAAUGAAUCACAUUUUUUAAAAUGCAGAUUUCUGUCCAUCAGUGAUCAAGGAAGCUCAGCAAUCAGCAGACUCAUCCAGGCUUGGGAAGAUUAACCCCACUUAAAAUGACAAAAUAAGUAGAGAAAGAGAAAAUAUUAUAAACAUGCCUCCCAAGCUUCAGUUUUAAGGAUAAAUCCCAGGAAUAACUCAGCCCAAAUUCUAUGUUUUGCUUAUGAAGUUUUAUGCACAACAAAUUGUUUAAAAACCUGGAAUUCCCAUAGCAGAGUACAGUAAGCCCAGACACCAGAAAAUGUCAAUAUUAAAGGUGGGCUCACACAAACCAGCAAGAAUUUGAUGAAGUGUCAAAUCAGCUCCUGUCAGUGUCAUGCAUGUGCAGUAUCACUUAGCACCUACUAUAACAAGUACCAAAUAUAUAGAUCACACACUGGGACUAGAAGGUUUUUAUUUCUCUGUCGAUGCAGGAGUGAAGCAGAAAACAAACCACAUCCUUCAUGGAUGUAAUUUUGAUUUUUUUUCAAACAAUUUCCACAUCCACCAAAAAAGGACCAGUGCAGCCUUUGCUUCUACAAAUACAUCAGUCUCUAUGGAACAAGGAAAACUGGAAUAAUUUUGGGAUGCAGAGUCUCUAUUUUUUAAUUCUUUCUACUUGUUUUUGUUUAUUUUUCUUUCAUUUUUUUUUCAGUACAUUAUACCCAGCACCUUUCCAGCUUAACUGGAGCUGCAUAGCACCUGUGAAGAAAGCACAUAGCUCAUGCCAAGCAAUUUGACACUCUGAUAACCUGCUGCAUACUGGAUCUUCAUUGCACACCUUUUCCCCAGUUACCAUAAAUCCCCUGCAAUACUGUGCAUAUUCCUUUAAUGUCUGAUUUUAUAUAUGGUCUAGAUAAUCUUCCAAGAACCCUGUGUGCAUCUCCUGCUUGGUUUGGUUUCAUUCCCUCAAAGUAUAUUGCUUUGAAUUCAUAGUUGAGAUAACUCUGUUGAAGUCAAUAGAUUUAUUGCCAUGAUAUAUUUGACUUUGCAUGUCUUCUAUCUGGUAAGAAGUGAUACCAUGACAAAUGAGCCUCUUACAUUGUUGGUGUGCUUGUUGAACAAUAUAUCUGUCUAUACUCUAUAGCCAUAGUUGCAUGCUGCAAUGAAGAUCUAUUUCUUUACACUGCAUUUUAACCUCAAUCUAAUAUUCCUUUUUUUCUCUCUCUUUUUAAUUAGAGUUAAGUCUUCACCUUUGUAGUCCAGUACUUGAUGUAGGUUUAUAUUAGAUUUAAGGAAGAAAUUUAUUACUGUGAGGGUAGGGAGGCCCUGGCACAGGUUGCCCAGAGAAGAUGUGGCUGCCCCAUCCCUGGCUGUGUCCCAGGCCAAGUUGGACAGGACUUGGAGCAGUGCAAAGCGUGCUGCCCAUUGCAGGUGGUUGGAGCUAGAUGGUCUUUAAGGUCCCUUCCAACUUAAACAAUUCUAUGUUUCAUAAAUUUAUUGCCUAACAAAGCAAAGAACUCUUUAGGGUCAAGGUAGAUAUGGAUGCAUGACACCUUGCAUGCAUAAUUUAAAGAGAUUAUCUUCAGGGUUAUCACUUUUUACUUCAAACAAUUCCUAUUUAGAAUAUAACCUGCCACAGUUAAUGUCUGUUCAAGUUCCUCAAACAACUCUAGUUUUGAAAUUUUCUCUGAUGGGAUGGAAAAGAACCAGGGGGGAAGGAAGAAUAUGCAGUUAAGUGGUUGUGUAAUCAGCUUUCUUUUUUUCCCCAAAGGCUUUCACUGCUCUACUCCUAAUUAAGUCACACUGAGUAGCAACUCUAGCAUAAUUAAGAUUUAUUUCAACGUAGUUAUUCCAUAUUUCACUAUGACAAGAGCUUGGCUUAUUGUCUUUAUGCAAGUACCAUGCUAAGUCUCUGAUUAAUUUUUCAGUAAUUAUAAACUUUAAUAAGUUAUUUUUCAUUGCAACACUAGGUUUUUGAGUACUUCAAGCUCCUAUUUGAUCUCCUAGGAAACACUGUAAGGAAGCAAAGUUAGGCAGUCAGUGAGCAAGAGACGUGUUGUAGUGCUGGGGAAAUUGGAUUCUUCACAAAGAGGCAGCGUCUCCUCCAACAGGCUUUAAACAAACAGUGAUACUCAGGAUAUCUGAGAAAAUUAAGGUGAAGUGGAAACCAAGUGAAGCAUUGUUUGGAGUGUAACCAAAUUAUUAUAGACAGAUAAAGCUUUGAUUCUUCUCUCGUAACUUCUUACACAGGCAAAAGGCAUUUGAACAGGAAAGGAAACUGGAUAUGGAAAGCACCUCACCCAUCACUUAAAAUGAUUCUUUUCACUGUAGUCUUGCAUAAACAAUGUCACACACCAGUUAGUACUGGUGUAUUUUUCCACCUCGGCACGGGCCUCCCCAUGCCGUUUUCCAUGGAAACAAAGGAAGGGAUUCCAUGUUUGUUUUCACAAACCCUUGGGGAGGAGAUUGAGAAUUGCUUCCUUGCCUGGCAGAACUGUGUGUGGGUGACAGCUGAAAGAUGCAAGUACAGGUUAUUUCAUGCCCCACUUGCUUUCUCUGCCUCCUCAAGAGCAGCAACGCCAUCAAACCCUGGUACCAACCCCAUGCUGAGUGCAGGAAAUCAUAACUUCCCCAGGAGUAACUUGGAAUUUGUGAGCACAGCAGCUCACAGGCUGACACAAGCUGGUACAUCUCUGACCAAGAAGACUUUAAGGGCUUUUUUUAGAAAUGCUCUUUGAGAGAUUCCCACUUCUCACUACAGAGCCCCACACAACACCCCACCUGCCCAACACUGGAGUGGUUGUAAAUCCUUCCACUGAUAUGGCAGUCAGGUAAAGGAAUUUUCUGGAAGCUUUUACUUUUAAUCCUAGAGGCUUUGAGGCUUUUCCCAAAUGCAAUCUUCGGUGGUUUUGGUUUUUUUUUUUUCCCCUCAACCAUUUCUUCAUCUCUUUCUACCUCCUUCAUAGUUUAAAAGCAAAGGAUCCAAUGUGAAACUUGAAUGCUCAUCCUACCCAUAGCCACACAAAACAUCAUUAUCCACAAAUUUGAGGUGGGUUUUGGAUAUUCAGGCUAAACACAAGGAUCAGACUUUCUUGCCCACACUGGCAAUUGAAACCCUGCUGAAAACAAGUAAAUGCGAAACAUUUAAUCUUUCCUAGCUCUCUUUGUUUCCUCUCUGACAUACCAGUAUGUCCACAAAACUAUUCUCUUUUUUUUCCUGCUUCCUCAUUAAAACAGAGUUUCUUUUUCCUGCUCCCUGAGGCUAUCUUCUUUUUGCAGCUCAACUUAUUUCACACUUUAUUCUUCUCUGAGUGCUCUCAACCUCUUCAAAAUUUCCCUAUUUAUAUUUGAAAAUUCUGAGAGCAUAACUCUGUUGAAAUAAAUAGAAGAUGUUUCUAUGCUUCAAAGUGCAGCCUGUGGUACAGACCUAACUAAUUUAUAACAAAUCCCAAAUAGCAAAAUACUUUCUUCAGACAGCAAAGUGUCUGUAAAAAAACUCGGAAAAAAAUUAAGCCUAAAUUUCCAUUUUUAUGAGGUUUUUAUCUCAUAAACUUCUACUUUUAUUCCUUUACUUUAGGCAUUUAUUUUUCAGCAAACUUUUAUCAUAGAAAUGGCUAGUUUUUCUCUGCUUUUCUGUCUCAGCAAGAAAAAUAAGUGGAUAUUUCUUCAUGACCUCUAAAAGAAAUCAUUGGCCCUGCAUGGAACAAUUUUUUCAUCAAAUUUCUGUCCAGAGCACAUUUUCCAGCACAUUAAUUGUACAAAGUACUGGAAACAAGUAUUGCAAUGGAAAUGCUGAUACAGCCUUAACUACAGAAAAAUGAUUGGUACUUCAACAGUGUCCUGUUUAAUUCCAACCACUCUGCAUCAGCCUGCUGGAUACUCCAGGCAGUUUUCCUUACAUAGAAUGAUAAUCAUCUUCUUCACCAUGUGGGCAAUAUCAGCACGUCACAGUCUACCCUGCUUACACAGCAAAAUCAUGAACAGAUAAGCCCAGCUUUGCUGGAGAAGGGAAAUAUCCCAGGGUAAGGCAGAGUGGCAGCCCUCUCCUCUGAGACUGUUUCUCAGUUUCCCAUCUGUAUGUUGGAUUUUGCACUGAGCUGCUCUGUAAAGGACAAGAAACAUCACUUUUCUUUCCAUAAACCAUUUGAGAAUAGGAUGUGAAAUAUUUUAGAUUUAGUCAUGGAUAGACAUUUUUUACAUGGGAAUUUGAAAAGAGAUGUCAGUCAAACAGAGUAAAAGUCUCCAUGAAUAGAGAAAUCUGAGUCUGCAACAUCUUGCAAUUCUGACUUGAUAGUUCUCUGAUCUUAUUUUCUUUCAACAGUAAGGACUGAACUUUUUUCUCACCACAUUGAAGAUAAUCCCUGACCUACAAAAACAUCCUGUUUGCCAGAAGCAGACAUUCUCUUGGAGGAAAUCCCAUUGGUUUCAGCUCCAUGUCAAGGGAGAUUUUGCAGGAUUUGGAGACAGCAGUGGUUAGUAUGUACCUCCCCAGGCAUAAGCCUUCAUUCCCAACAUGCAGACCCAAAUACUAAAUACGUAGGAUUAGUAGGAUGCGUGAUUUUGCCUUUACAGAAAAUGAAGGUGUUAUUGCAAAAUCCAGUUCUGAAUUCACCAUAGGUGGAAAAGCAAAGAAUGGUCAAGGACUCAGCCUUGCUAUUAUUGUACCUGUGUAGGAAUUUCAGAGAGAGCUCAUCCACCUGUGAAAGCUUAAACAGGGACAGCAUCAUGCCCUGAACAAGAAUUUGUUCUUUACUCACUACCUCAGAGAGCCACACUGCUCCUGAACAGCAUCAUGGAGCCUGUCCUAAGUCCCAGCUAUGAUAAAGUUGAAGCACAGUACUUAAGGUGAAACUUCUUAACACCAGGUUUUGUGAUGACACAGGUAUUGGAAUUCAAAGUUCAAAGCCAUUAAAUAUCUGCAGAAGUCUCUGGCACAGCUUUGCUCCAGAAAACCACCUCUCUCCCCAGCAGCCCAGGCACAGUCUGGGUGCUGGCAUGGCCCAGGGACAAUUCCCACCAGACAAUUCAAUUACAGUCACCCCAUUUUUGGACUACAGGACUGUUUUACAGUGUGAGCACUGAGAGACCACAUCAGCCUCCUUCAGGGCUGCAGAGCAAUCCUGAUGUGGCUUGAUUUAUUCUCAAAGUUAUAACUUUAGACAGCAAUGCAGCCUAUGUUCAUAGCGGUAUUUUACAUCUGAAGAUCUUCAUCUGGCAAAAUACUCAAGUAAAUGAUUUAGUUUAAUCAAAUUCUAAAGUCUCAUGGACUGGGACAUCUUUAAAUUUAAGCAUGUGUUUAAAUACUGAGCUAAAUAAGGAUGCACUUAUCUCUGUGCUUCAAGUUAAAUAAGAGCUUUGCAGAAAUAAAGGCUUUAAAAGAAAAGGCCUUUUUUCUCAUAACAUACUAAAUUCUACAAUUAUAGUGGCAAUUUCACAAUAUGUAGAAAAAACGUGCCAAGCACAUAUAUUUUUCAGGGUUUCAAUUUCCCUGAUGUAAGACAGCUCAGGGACAUUUUAGUGAUUUGUUACAGUCAUACAAUACUCAGGCAAGAACAAAGCCUCGCUGAGCACUUUUUCUGGAAAAAAAAUAGGAAGAUAUUUGACUCAGAAUGAGAAUGCAGUAUCUUGUGAUGUUAAAGCUCAUUUCUAAAAGAAAAAAAUGAAACUUUUCAUUUAAUGUAAUUCAUUAUUUCUUUCAAGUGACACACUAGAGAAGUGCUGGAUAUGUCUUUAUUAUGAAUAAGACAGGGAUUGCUCAAUGAAGUUAAAUUCAGCUUUGCCAAUAAAAUGAUAAUAACGCCCCCCAUAAAAAGAAAAAGAAAAAUGGAAAAAAAGUCUGGCUUUGUGCCUAGUGUAAAAUUUGUCAUGGCACCAUCUAUUUCUUUUUAAUUACAUUAAAUAUGGAUGGUGACAUAAAUAGGACAGAAGUGGAGAAUCACAUGUCCUGGGGCUGCAUCUGGUAAGGAAUACUUACAUACCCUGAGAAGAGAAAUCAAGUCUCCACUUGUGCAAAAACAAAUGCACUCCCAAGCCAUAAACAUGGUGAAUAAUCCCAUUGGCUUCAGUGCAGCCAUCAGGAUGCAUAUAAAGAUAUACACAUCAAUCUUUGAGGACUGGGGUAAACUGAUAUUCUACUGUGAAAAGGAAACAGAAUUUCUUAAGCCAAACAUUUCCUCAAAACCCUUAAAAAGGUUCAGUGUAAGUAAUCUCAGUCUCUUCCAAGAGCAAAACUUUUUGGAAAACUUUGCCUGAAAAUAUAAACUUGGUAGGUACACAGGCUCCAUAAGCAUUUAAGUGUGUAAUGAAAACCAUGAAGUAACUCCUCCCCUGGGAUGCCUUUAGACAAUACUUUGUGGAAGCAUGUGACCAGGUGGAAAGGAGCCUGCAAAAAUCAGAUAUUAGAAGUGUCCCCUCCUGGGCUACAGUCAAAGGAGCAAAAUGUGCACUGCAAUUCCUUGAGCUCAGAUGGAUCCUUUAGGAUGAGGGUCCUUGCACGAGUCUGGCAGCAGCUGCCAGAGCUGGGGAAUAGUCUGGGACAACCAGUUCUUAAACCUGAGGGCAUGUGCAUAAAAUGGGGUCAGGCCAAUGCCUCUGAGGCAUCUCUGCUCCUUGUGACUGCAAUGAAAACACAGAGAAGUGGCUUUGGGGUGAUGGGCAGUGACCAGUUUGCCUGUUCUCUUUGGUUGGUGGGGGUGAGCUGGGCCAUUAGGGCCCCACCAGGGCAGCUCAGUGACUGGAGCAGCACAAAUAAGGCAGCUGUGAGCAGCCAAGAGUUACUAAAACAGGGGCUGAAUUAAGCAGGUUCUGUAAGGAAAAUACAGGUCAUUUUUUCCAUUGUUUAUUUCCAUUUGCCCCUUCUUUCAACACAGUCAUGUUUUUUGGGAUUUUGUAAGCCCAUAAUGGUCAGACUUUCUACCUCCCUUUAAGUUGCAGAAUUUGUUUGACCUUUUUUUUUUUCUUUUUUUUUUUUUUUUUUUUUUUGGUAUGAAUGUGGAUUAGAUGUUUAAUUACUGGGAUUUCUCAGGUCUAGGCAACUUUACUAUGCUAUGGAUAAAUAACAUAAGUCAAUAUUGAUUUCCCUCCCUUGUAAAGCUCCCUUGUUGCCGAAAACUGUUAACGUUUUUCAACAUUCAACCAUGACCAUAUUUGUAUAACAGCCUUUUACUGAGCUUGAAAUUCUAUACCAAAUACUUAUGUCUUUUAAAGACUGAAAUCUUCAAUAAAAUAUGUUACUCGUAAAUAAUAGAAUUUCCCCUCUCUUCAAUAGAAGAAAGAUAGAAAGAUAUAGAAAUAGAAACAUCUUCAAUAGAAAGAUAUUCAGUAUUAAUCCAUAUUAUAUUUUCUCAGGUGCCUGUUGCCUUACAUUUAGAUUUAGAGGAAAUGAACAGGGUUUUUUAAGAGCAAAUGUGGAGUAAGAUGUUGGGCAGCAGCAGGAACUGGCACCUCCGUCCUCACAAGAGGUACAGGGCAUUUCAGGACUUGGGAAGAGUGGGUCAGAGCCAGGGAAUUGGCAGCCCUGAGCUGGCAUAUGGUCCCUCACUGAUUAUCUGCAGAUAGGCAAUUUACAGGUGCCCUGAAGCUGUGUGAAAUGCAACCAAAUGUUUCAAUUUCCCAGACAGAGCUGGCUCCACAAUGGCCUCCACAGAAGCCAGUUCCAUUCCUCACCUCCAGUGAGGAAUGGAACACUCCUGCCAGUGGAUCUUUUUUCCCCAGGUUUCCUCCUGGUUUCUCAUUCAGCCUUCUCCCCUCUCCUAACAACCCUGGCAGCUCUCACCUCCUCUUCCCACAGUGGUACAGUUGGAAUUUCAAGCCCUUACAAGUCAAAGGCAUGGGGCAAUCCUUCCCAGGAUUUCUUGACCAUCUCUGGGAAGACCAAAGAGAUCUUCCCACACUACAGCCCAGGGCUGCCCCAUGGUUCAGAGGUCUGUCCCUGCCUCUGUGCUACCUCUUCUCUUGCUCUCAGUAGUGCAGGUACCAGCAUGAGCAUCCCUCAGACCCUGCAGUUCACAGCGAGCUUCUAAGGACAUAUUAAAUCAUUCACACAUUCACUCACAUUCCUCCAUCCAGUGCAAAUGGGAAUAUUUGUGCUUUUCCUUCAUCUCUGUCUGUAUCCUGAAGUUCUGGUCUGUGGCACCCUGUCUAGAGGGAAUGUACUGGACUAAGAUUAUGUGCCUGGUUUCCUUUCAAAUGAAAACAGGCAGAAAACACAACACAGAAAUUUUCACCUGAACGUGAGGAAGAACUUAUUAGCUGUAAGGGUGAUGGGGCACUGGAACAGAUUGCCAAGAGAGGUUUUGGAAUCUCUUUGUCUGGAGAUACUCCAAAGUCUUCUGAACACGAUCCUGAUUUAUACACUUUAAGGGACCCUGAUUGAGGGGGGUUGGACUAGAUGUCCUCCAGUUGUCCUUUCCAACCUGAACCAUUUUUGUUUCAUUCAACUAGGUGGGUAAAAAGUAGAAAAUCUCUAUUCUUCUUCUAAUAGAUUUAUUUCAAAGGGAAAAAGAAUUUUCCUCUAUUGCAUCAUAGCUACUAACACAGCUUUUUUUGGGAGAAGGUGUUAACACCUGCCAAGGUGAAUGAAGCAGAGCCAGUGAUGUCUCAAGGCCAGGUUAGAUGGGGCUUGAAGCAACCUGGUCUAGUAAAAAGUGUCCCUGCCCUACCAGGGAGGGUGAAACUAGGUGAUUUUUAAGGUCUCUCCCACCCAAACCAUUCCAUGAUUUGAUAAUUCUAUUUCUUCUUGCCUGAGUAGGUCCUGCUGUUUCUGAUUGUGUUGAUUCUGUGCUAGUUUCAUUUUCAUGAGGGGGGAUGCAGAUUUGACCCAGUUACAGAAUACCCUAGAGAACAAAAAGGGUUUUUUCACUGUAUUCCAAGGAAUAGUUCAAAAACUCCCUAAAUUAUUAUGAAUAAGAAAAGAUAGCCUAGAACCGUGGCAUGAAUUUCUUCUCUUCAUUGCCACAGACAUAGAAAACGUUGACCAAGUUUUCUGUGCAUGUUGCAAAUAAAACAAAUAGAAACUCAUUUCAACCAGCAAGGCCCUAAACCUGCUGAGCUCCUAAAGACAGGGUAAUCUAUGUCUGGCUAAAAGAGAGAGAUCCCAAAGGGUUGAGACUGCAUGCAGGUUUGAUAGAAGCCAUAAUAUGAUGAGAGCUUUGGCAAAAAUAUUUGCUAUUAAAAUUAGGGGUGGGGGGGAAAACUUUAAUAUGAGUUUUGCAAAAAAGUUUCACUUCCCCCCCAGCCUGGGUUUGGUCUGGGAAAUUACAACAAUAAAGUAAAAUUAAUGACAACAAAUCUGUCUUUCAGAGGCAGGUUGGACCUGCUGGCUGCAGCAUCUCUAGUUUGUAUCUGGCCACUAUAAAGAAACAGCAAUUGCUGUUCUGGCAUAUAAAAUAACAGCUGAAAAUACUGGGGUUUUGCUAUUUUAGCUUAUAU